Pseudonaja textilis is the source of this 5789-nucleotide messenger RNA. RefSeq names its product SPG7 matrix AAA peptidase subunit, paraplegin (gene SPG7). Gene Ontology annotation, cellular component: membrane; m-AAA complex. Gene Ontology annotation, molecular function: ATP binding; metalloendopeptidase activity; ATP-dependent peptidase activity. Lineage: Eukaryota; Metazoa; Chordata; Lepidosauria; Squamata; Elapidae. The record is from RefSeq and is a predicted model, not a curated record. Gene Ontology annotation, biological process: mitochondrial protein processing.
UGUAGAGUUCAUUUAUUCAUGUUGCAUGAGCCAGCACCAUUAUUUUUAUUACCAUUCUCCAGAAACUUGAAAAAAAAAAUCCUACCAAAAUCCCCCACUGAUGUCAUAGCUGGAACAUGGCUUUAUGUCUGAACGUUGGAUGUAUUCCCAAAGGAAGCUUUAUUAAGCACUCAAAGGACACUGCAUGAAAUCACCUUUUCUCAAGGUUACAUUUCAAACGUUCAAAGAGUAGAAGAUAAUGCAUACUAUUAUAUAUUAACUCUGAAUGGCUGCAAUUAAACUGUAGUUUCAGAGCCAGAAUGGAGCUGCCUAUAAUUCUAAUAAUCUAUUAUAAGUAUCCUCUACAAUAAGUUAAAAAGUAUUAUGAGAGAACCAACCUAAUUUUCCUUUGCACCAGAUAUUGUGAGCCCUUUUUAUAAUUUUACAUGCUUCAACCUUCCAGCACAUGAAGCUCCAAUCAAGGCAGCCAUUUGCAAUAUUUCAGUCACAAUAUUUCAUAAGAAGCCAAUGCCUAUCUUAAUGCAAGUGAUAGAUUUUUUUUCCUCUUGGCCCACUUCCUCCACAAUUACUUUCAAAAUUGUCAAUAAAACAAUCUAGUUGAAUUUUAUGUGCCUUACAUCAAAUGUUUCUCAGUUAAAAACCAGUUAUCUAAACAGGUAUGUAGGUUAUGCAGCAGGCUCUUCGUUUAAUCAAAAGUUUACUUGUGUCCCAGAGGGAACCAGUUAACAUCCUGGGUGUGUCUGUCACAAAUUUGAUGGCUGAGAUUACAACCAUAAGAAAGUUUUGCAAGUCUGUUGUUUGGAAGUUGUUGUUUGGAGAAUGAAACCAUUUUUUUAGGGAAGAGCAGUGAUGUUUCUAUUCAGUGAAAUUGUGAAAGCCUUUCCAGCAUUGCAAAUCUGAUCUUCAAACAAAAUGUUACAGCUUUAACAUUAUUUCUGCCUAAACUAACUUUAUAUUCUAGUCACACUGCAUUAAAUCUUUUUCUGUUGCUCAACUAUUAAGUAUCUCCUGCUUAUCCAGCUGAGCAAAUUCUCUUCUGCAACUUGACUCCAUGCCUUUUUAUGAAGGGAACCCUCAGUCUUAAAGGUGUGUGCAAAUUCAGAAUCUCUGAGUCAAGUGAGCAUCCUUUUAAUAAUCCUGGUGUGUCCACAUGCAAAUAGGAAAGCACCACACCAAACCUGGAGCCAGAAUACACUUGGCCAUGGUGCUGAAGCUUCCCACUUCCCUAUUUUACUCUGCUGUCGGUUGAUGCUACCCUUUUUCUUCGCAUGUCCUAAUUCCUCUUCGCCAGCGAGUUGUUUCCAGGCCUUCUGUGGUGAUGCUUCCAGGCGGAUAUGCCCAAAUCCUACAGCCCGACGAGUGCGGCGCCUUUGGGGUGGCUUCCAUCCGCGCUGGGGGCUUCUUCUCCCUGGGACCCACAGAGGGGCCGGAGGGGCAGCCUGAGUUCUACUGUCUCGGCAGGAGGCCUCCGGGGCCUUCUUUCCCCACCACUGGCUGGGGCCUCCGCGCCACGGACGGCGGGGCUGCUCUUGUCCUUCUGUCAUCCGGCAGCUCCAGGCCUGAAAAAGAAAUCGAAGCGUUGCACCCGAGUGCCCCGCGCCCGUCCCCUGGUCUCAACCCUCGCCAGCCGAGGGUUGCAGGCUCGGGGGGGGGGGGGGGGGCUGCGGCACCACAAAACCCAUGGUGCCCGGCCAGUCCCCCGUGCCGCCACCUUUCAAGGCUGGAGACCGGGACUCCCCCUCACUCCCCCCGCCAGGUGGCGGCACGAGGUCUCCCGGCCCGGCGGCGGCCAUCUUGAGAGCGGGCUGCCCGCUUCCUAGAUGGCCGCUGCCUUCUCGUCGCGCGGCCUGUCUUCCUGGGGAUGACGGGCGCCGCCUCGCUGCUGCUGCUGGUGCUCCGGCGCGGGGGCCGCGGCCUCCUCCGGCCCGAGGCUCCUCUACCGGGCGGCGCUCGGGGGGCUCUGGGCCGCCGUUGGACCCGGGCCCCCGCGGAGCGCAGGCCAGGCGACGACCUUCAGCUCCGGCUGCCCGGCGCGCUCUCCAGGGGCUGCUGGGCCUGGCCUGCGUGGACCCCCGCCCGGCUGUGGAGGCUGCUGGAUGAGAGGUACCUGGCCUUGACUGCAGGCUUCCUUACUGGUGGCACCUGCUGCUAUUUUUCUACAUCUGGUUCUCAUCGCAAUGACCAAAGUGGGAAAAAGCCCAAAGGGAAAUCCCCAAAGGAAGAUGAGGAGGAAAAGAGACGCCGGGAGAGGGAAGACCAGAUGUAUCGAGAGCGGCUGAAGGUCCUCUUCUUCAUUGCCAUCGUCAUGAGCCUGCUGAACUCACUGACCACCAGCGCGGGAAGCAUCUCCUGGAACGACUUUGUCAACGAGCUGCUGGCCAAGGGGGAGGUGCAGAGUGUGCAGGUGGUGCCGGAGAGCGAAAUUGUGGAAAUCCACCUGCACCCGGGGGCCGUGGUCUUUGGUUGGCCCAAGCUGAGCCUGACCUAUGUGAUGAAGGUGGCAAACAUCGACAAGUUCGAGGAGAAAUUGCGAGCGGCCGAAGAUGAGCUGAACAUCGACUUGAGCGACCGAAUCCCCGUCUCUUACAGGCGCAGCAGCUUCUUCGGAAAUGCCCUCUACACCUUGGGAAUGACUGUGGUCAGUGUUGGCAUUCUGUGGUACAUUUUUCGGCUGGCUGGCAUAUCAGGAAGGGAAGGCGCCUUCAGUGCCUUCAACCAGCUGAAAAGGGCUCGCUUCACAAUCGUAGAUGGCAAAUCUGGGAAAGGGAUCAGCUUCAAGGACGUGGCAGGCCUGCACGAGGCCAAGACGGAAGUCAAGGAAUUUGUGGAUUACCUGAAGAGUCCGGAGCGCUACCUCCAGCUGGGUGCCAAAGUGCCCAGAGGGGCCCUCUUGCUUGGGCCACCAGGCUGCGGCAAGACCUUGCUGGCAAAAGCGGUGGCUACAGAGGCCCAAGUGCCAUUCCUGGCAAUAGCUGGCUCUGAAUUUGUGGAGGUGAUUGGCGGCCUUGGCGCUGCCCGGGUGCGGAGCCUCUUCAAGGAAGCCCGGGCGUGUGCCCCGUGCAUCGUCUACAUAGAUGAAAUAGACGCGGUUGGGAAAAGGCGCUCAACCAACAUGUCUGGCUUCUCCAACACAGAAGAGGAGCAAACCCUGAACCAGCUGUUGGUCGAAAUGGACGGGAUGGGGACCACGGACCACGUCAUCGUGCUGGCCUCCACCAACCGAGCGGAUAUCCUGGACAAUGCCCUCAUGAGGCCCGGGAGGCUGGAUCGCCACAUUUUUAUCGACCUGCCCACUCUGCAGGAGAGACGGGAGAUCUUCGAGCAACACCUGAAGGGGCUGAAGCUCUCCCAGCCCGGCAGCUUCUACUCCCAGCGGUUGGCUGAACUCACCCCAGGCUUCAGCGGAGCUGAUAUUGCCAACAUUUGUAACGAGGCGGCUCUCCACGCUGCCAGAGAGGGGUACAAAUCCAUCGACACAAUCAGCUUUGAGUGUGCUGUGGAGAGAGUAAUUGCAGGAGCUGCCAAGAGAAACAAGAUCCUUUCGCAGGAGGAGCGGAGGGUGGUGGCAUUCCACGAAUCGGGCCACGCCCUGGUGGGCUGGCUGUUGGAGCACACCGAAGCAGUGUUGAAGGUGUCCAUAGCUCCCCGCACAAACGCUGCGCUGGGCUUUGCCCAGAUCCUGCCCAAGGACCAGUACCUGCUGACCAAGGACCAGCUCUUUGAGCGGAUGUGCAUGGCGCUGGGGGGCAGAGUGGCAGAAGCCAUCACCUUUAACAAAGUGACCACAGGGGCCCAAGAUGACCUCCGGAAGGUCACCAGGAUAGCCUACUCCAUGGUGAAACAGUACGGAAUGAUGCCCUCCAUCGGCCACCUGUCCUUCCCAGAGACGGAAAGCGGUCCAGGGAUUGGGCGGCGCCCCUUCAGCCAAGGGCUCCAGCAAGUAAUGGACCAUGAAGCAAAGCUGCUGAUAGCCCAAGCGUACCGGCGCACAGAGAAACUGCUGAUGGACAACCGGGACAAACUGAAGAUGCUGGCAGACGCCCUGUUGGAGAACGAAGUGGUCAACUACGAGGACAUCGAAGCCCUUCUCGGCCCUCCCCCGCACGGGCCCAAGAAAACCAUCUCUCCCCAGAGCUGGAUAGAAGCCGAGAGAGACAAGCAGGACAGAGGAGAGGAAGAGCCGCCUCCCCAGUUGCCCCCCUACAAGGAGGAGCAGGAGCCUCACCUGAGCUAUGUUUGAAACGCCAUCAUGAAGCGAGUAGCCGGUUGGAUUCAGGUUUUUCUUCCAAACUUAGAAGUGCUAAGGAUGUUUAUUUUUGCGCCCUGAACCCAGCCCAGUUUGGAUGUGGGGCAGUGGGCAGGCCAAGCGGUGAACAGUGCCAGAAGCACCAUCUUAGAGACCCCUUUGGCUCUGGUCUGAGAGAACCAACCCAGCUCUCCGCCUGGGGUUUCCUGCUUAGCUAUCCUCUCUCGAACCAUUUGGUUGCCCGCCGAUAAGGAUCCGGUACCCAGCAGCCUGAGUUGGUCCCAUUUCUUAGAUCCUAGGGCUUUCUUCCUGCUGCUGUGUCUGUGGUGCAUGUAGGAACUGGAGGGACGUGAGCUUUAUCAACUGUUCGGGGCACUGCUGACAGGGAGGAGGAGGAGGAGGAGGACAGGCCCAGUUUUGCCUUUAGGAGGUGGCAGUUCCCAGAGGGAAUGUUUGUUCACGUCUGUCCAAAGCAGUGGGUGCCCCUUGGAGCAUCACCUCACUUCCUCCUCUCCUUGGAGAGUCCUGGGUCACCGUCCCAGGCAUUUGGAUGGGGGGGCGGGGGGGGGGACUCUGACUUGUGCGCUGGCACUGAGCUAUCUCUGUGCAGAGAGGCAUGUUAGAGAGUUUCGAAGUGGGCCCUUGCAUUGCAGAGUUGAGAGAAGCAACUACUCUAGUCCUGCUAUGCCAGCGCCCCCUUGUGCCAGACUCUCGCCUCCUGUGAUCAGCAUCUGCCACCCGGUGGUCUGCUGAGGAACUGCACCCCAAUUUCUUCUGGUGGAGAACUCCAGUUAAGCCACCCAGUUCCUGCCUGGUGAUGUUGGACAUUUCCAAGGGGAAGCUGACUAUAUGCAACACAACUGAAUGGGUCUUGGUGAGGGAGCAAAGGUGGCUGAGGAUCCGGGCUCAGCAGCGUCUAAAGUAAAGCCACACAAGCUCCCUGUGCUUGUCUGCAGCCUGGCAACAUCUUUGUGGAAACCCAUUUCUCAAAUUUAGGCAUAAAUGAAGUGGCAUUUUAGGCUAUACACAUAUAUUUGCCUUUGUUUACAAUGGAUGAUCUUGUAUGUUGUUUCCAGCAGGCUGCUGUAUUUCAAUAAAGAUUUAGAAGUGCUGCCGAUCCAAGUAUUGUUGAACUUUAAAGGGGGGGGGGUGUUAACUAGGAAAACCGCAUUUCCUAUCUUCUGUUCUGAACGGUGUUAUCCUUGGAUUUCGGGAUGACAAAUACGAUGAUGGUUCUUUAUUUGAUUUUUCUUGAAUCUUCCUCCUGUCUGCAUCAAAAAUGGGUUUAUUACAUUUGUGAGUUCAUGAUUUAGUGCUAUAUGAUCAUACUCUUUUUAAACAAUUGUAUGUUAAUCUAAUAUUUACACACCAUUUAAAAGAGACGGUCAAAAAGCUACGAAGGAAACAAAAAGAGCAAAACUCAUCCCCUCCAGCAGCCUCCACUCUGGUAAGCAGGGAUUAACUUCAAACAAACAUUCAAGCAGAAAACAAUGCCCUGAUGAAGACAUUGACGGGAGGAAAAUCACACCCCGCCCACGCAGUG